CACGCGGCGAGUAUCGUACUAUGUGCACAAUCUGAAACUACCUUUACAUGACUGUGUUGCGUCUGAAGAUGUUUUUGUGGUUUCUUGCUGCUUUCUUCUGUUGUGGCCUGUGCGAGAGCGAGGAAGGAGACCUUAGUUACAGUUUGAACAUAGGAAACGCGAUUGAUGUUUUUGCAAACUAUGGUGAUCUAUCACAAGUAACGCAAGUUGUGUCAGCCAAUUACGAAGAUAGUGAUAAUGAUGUGGAAACAGAACUAUUCCACGAGAAGAACAUCAGGGUUUUCGAAAACGUCACCAGCAAGGAGACUCCCGGCGACCUGGGGAUUGACAUGAACAUACUCCUUUGUGAAUCAUUCGACGAUUUACUCGCCAAGUACUUCCAGAACUUCAAAAUCGAAGGUACAGAAAGACCAUGGAAGGCGUUCUUAGGUGAUUGGAUAAAUGACGAAAUCAUGAGGACUUUCGGCAUGGAAUUCGACUUGGAACGGGACAACUGUUGCUAUGUCCUCGUCAAACUGUCAAAGAUACACAAAACAGUUAAAAUGGACGUCAAUAACAAUUUCUUUUUGAAGGAAUAUGUUCGAAGAGAAAUAAACAGCUUGAACGCUAAUGACUCCACAGCCGUGAGGCGUUUUAUGAAGAGCUAUGGGACGCAUUACAUUGAUUCUUUCGUCACUGGAAACUUUAUUUACCAGGUAUUCAAAUACAAGAGGCCCGGAUAUAAUCUCCUAAAAGCAUAUAUCAAAGUUCGUGAGCAACGGAAAUCCAACUUUGGCAAUUUAAGAUUUUACUUCUCAUCAUAUUUUCUCAAGCAAGUUGGAGAAAUAAGAAUUGCCAGCGGCAAUAAAAGAAUAGAACGAUGGGCCCGGAACAAUCUUCUAGAUAGUCAAUACCUAUAUUCAAGACCUAGCCUCCUGAGGGUGCACUACAAUCCCAUUCUAGCGCACAAACUCAACGGAAUGUUGGAUAACGAAGCGCUUUUGGGAUUAAAUUUAAAAAUAUUAGGACCUUUAUUUAAAGAUCAAUACAAGAGAGAAAAAUACAGAGAAAUUGUUGAGAACGAUAUGAAACUUUGGGAAGUAAAUGCAUGAAAAUAUAAAAUAACAUAUAAUUAAAAAAAAAAACACAUUUUGGUGCAAAAGAUUGAUAAAAGGAACGUUAUGGCACAAAUUAUGAAGUUCGUAGCAAGAAUAGUUUUUAAUACCAAAUAAUAAAACCUCAAACUUAUAAAUACCAGUAUUUAAAAAAAUAAAACUAAGUAAGUGUA
This is a messenger RNA of Nymphalis io (European peacock), 1267 nucleotides long. Its product is annotated as torso-like protein. The transcript has 5 exons. Lineage: Eukaryota; Metazoa; Arthropoda; Insecta; Lepidoptera; Nymphalidae. The record is from RefSeq and is a predicted model, not a curated record. The coding region runs from base 48 to 1091 and encodes 347 amino acids.